Penicillium cinerascens is the source of this 495-nucleotide messenger RNA. RefSeq lists its product as uncharacterized. The record is from RefSeq and is a predicted model, not a curated record. The transcript has 2 exons. NCBI's taxonomy places the organism in Eukaryota, Fungi, Ascomycota, Eurotiomycetes, Eurotiales, Aspergillaceae. Bases 1 to 495 code for a protein of 164 amino acids.
AUGCGCAUCUCUAUAAGUUUAAUUCUCGCGAGUGUUCAUGCAUGGACAUCUUUUGCCGGUACUCUGGAGGUCAUUGAGUUUGAGAAUCAGUGCGCGAUAUGGUCUUAUGACAACCAUGGCUGUACGGGUCAUUCGGGAUAUUUUAGCCAACUCAAGGGAGAGGACUGUUCACUGUUGGACGAAGUCAAAAACGGCACCCAUCAUGGUUACCCUGUGCUCGGUGUGGAGGCUUGUGGCACAGAAAACAAUUCGUCAGUCGCAUGGGUUGAAGUGGAAAAGACUGGCUUAGUCACUUUCUUCAAUCACCAAGGAGACAAAUCAGCAUGUAAAUUGGACAAUGGACUUAAGCUUGGCAGCCGGUGCAAUGCCUCUGACUCGGGAUCUUCCACCAAGUUGUCCUCCGCUUUGGCUACACCCGGAUCUUCGUUGUCAGUCUCUGAGUCAGCCUUGACUACCUUCCAGACCGCCCCUUCUUCCGGUUGUUCCGGGGCUUGA